Molecule: messenger RNA, 5263 nt
Organism: Tyto alba (common barn owl)
Lineage: Eukaryota; Metazoa; Chordata; Aves; Strigiformes; Tytonidae
Gene: DLGAP3
Product: DLG associated protein 3
Exons: 12
Coding region: 460-3348 (962 amino acids)
Biological process (GO): signaling
Cellular component (GO): glutamatergic synapse; postsynaptic specialization
Molecular function (GO): molecular adaptor activity
Source: RefSeq, a predicted model, not a curated record
GAGCGCGCGGGGGUGUGUCCCAAAGCGUGUGCGGGGGCGACGGCUCCGCCACCGCCUCUCGCCAGCUGGAAGGUGCCGGUGUCGGCCCAGGCGCUGGGAGCGUGGCCACCGCCGUGGGUGGCCGUGGGUGGCUGUGACCCCGGGGGGGACACCUCCGGCCGGGCCGGUGGCCUCUCGCCGCGCAGCCUGGCCGCGCCAUGGGCGACCCGCAGGGAUUUCGUGGGAAGAGAGCGAACCCAGCCGCCGUGCCGCUCCCGUCCUCCGGCUCCCGCCGAGCCCAGACGGGCAACUUCAUGGCUUAGCGGCCGCCGUGGGAGCCUGCUGCCCCCCCGGGAGACCCAGCGUGGAGGAGCUGCCGCCGGCCGGGGCCAUGAGGACAGCAUCCCCCUGAGCGCCGGGCGAUGAGCCCGCAGGGACGGCCCUGCAAGAUGCCGAGGCUACGGGGUGGGUGCUGACACCAUGAAGGGCUACCAUGGGGAGCGUAGCCAGGCACAGCCCUCCUCCGGCCACCGCUGCCGCUGCAUCCCAGAGGACUGCGAGCGUCCCGCCGACUACGUCCAGCACGGCCCCGAGGGCCGGCCACCGUACCUCCUCAGCCCCAGCGAGCCGUGUUCCCUGGAGCAUCCCUACUGCCCGGCGCGGAGCCCCGGCACGGCCGGCGAGUGCCCGGGCGGGCCCCUGAGCGAGCCGCCCUCUGCCAGCGCCAGCAGCACCUUCCCGAGGAUGCACCACGCGCAGCAGCAGCCCUACGACUCCUGCGACGAAUGCAUGGCGACCGCCCACCCCGCCAGCAAGAUCAACCGCCUGCCCCCCACGCUGCUGGACCAGUUCGAAAAGCAGCUGCCGCUGCACCACGACGGCUUCCACACGCUGCAGUACCCGCGGGCCGGCGGCGCCGAGCCCCGCAGCGAGAGCCCCAGCCGCAUCCGUCACCUUGUCCACUCUGUCCAGAAGCUCUUCGCCAAGUCCCACUCCCUGGAGGCGCCGGCCAAGCGGGACUACAACGGCGCCAAGAUGGACGGCCGCGGGGACGGCUACCACCACCACCACCACCACCACCACCACCAUCACCACCACCAGUCCCGCCACGGCAAGCGGAGCAAGAGCAAGGACCGCAAGGUGGACUCCCGGCACCGGUCCAAGAUGAUGGGCUGGUGGAGCUCCGAUGACAACCUGGACAGCGACAGCAGCUACAUGGUGUCCGGCCGGCACGCCGCCGACCAGGGCACCCAGUACUGCGUGGACGCUCCCGAAAGUGCCUUCAGAGACUUGACCUUGAAGAGUCUAAAGGGUGGCGGGGAAGGAAAAUGCCUGGCCUGUGCCGGCAUGUCCAUGUCUCUGGAUGGUCAGACGCUCAAGAGGAGCGCCUGGCACACCAUGACCGUCAGCCAGGCCCGCGAAGCCUACCCCAGCGCCGGUGGCACCGAGAAGACCUUGAUGCUUCAGGAAGCAAAGGCCAAAGACCGAGCGUACCAGUACCUGCAGGUGCCGCAGGACGAGUGGAGCGGGUACCCGGCGGUGGGCAAGGACGGGGAGAUCCCCUGCCGACGGAUGCGCAGCGGCAGCUACAUCAAGGCCAUGGGCGACGAGGACAGCGCCGACUCGGACGCCAGCGCCAAGAUAUCGCCCAGGGCGGCCACGCGGCGAGACAGCUACCGCCGCUCCUCCAGCGCCGACCAGGCCAGGACCAAGUUUGCAAGUAGGCACUAUUCUGAUUCAUAUAUCUGUAACUGUCCCAGCUGCUGCACGCCACCGCGAAUGCUCCCACGGGGACAGGGCUACGGGCGUUCCUUCACCACCGGCCAGAUCAACGACGAGCUCAACCACCAGUUCGAGGCCGUCUGCGAGUCGGUUUUCGGCGAGGUGGAGUCGCAGGCCGUGGAGGCGCUGGACCUGCCCGGCUGCUUCCGCAUGCGGAGCCACAGCUACCUGCGGGCCAUCCAGGCGGGCUGCUCCCAGGACGACGACUGCCUCUCGCUCUUCUCCAUGUCGGCCCCCGCCGGGCCGCCCAUCACCAGCAGCAUCCUGAAGCCCAGCACUUCCUUCAGUUACAGAAAAGCUCCACCUCCCAUCCCUCCAGGAACCAAAGCCAAACCCCUCAUCUCCGUCACGGCGCAGAGCAGCACCGAGUCCACCCACGAGACCUACCUGCCCGGCGAGGUCGCCCGCAGCCCCGCUUGGUCCAAAGACGCCGCGGCCCGCUGCAACUCGGCCGAGAGCCUGGAGAGCUCCAAGGUGACUGCCGUGGCCCUCGACCUGCCCCCGGUCCAGCCCCGCGCCGCUCCCAAGCCCUCCACGCUCAUCAUCAAGGCCAUCCCUGGCCGGGAGGAGCUGAGGAGCUUGGCUCGGCAGCGCAAGUGGCGUCCCUCCAUCGGCGUCCAGGUCGAGGCCAUCUCCGACUCGGAUACGGAGAGCCGGAGCCAGAGGGAGUUCCACUCCAUCGGGGUGCAGGUGGAGGAGGACAAAAGGCGAGCGCGCUUCAAGCGCUCCAACAGCGUGACGGCGGGCGUGCAGGCGGACCUGGAGCUGGAGGGCUUCACCGGCCUGGCCGUGGCCACCGAGGACAAAGCCCUGCAGUUCGGGCGCCCCUUCCAGCGGCACUCCUCGGAGCCCGAGUCCGGCCGGCAGUACGCCGUGUACAAGACGGUGCACACGCAGGGGCAGUGGGCGUACCGGGAGGACUACCAGCUGCAGUACGACACGGUGGAGGUGCCCCGGCGGGACGCCUGGAUGGAGCGGGGCUCCCGCAGCCUCCCCGACUCCGGCCGUGCCUCCCCCUGCCACCGCGACGGCGAAUGGUUCAUCAAACUGCUGCAGGCGGAGGUGGAGAAGAUGGAGGGCUGGUGUCAGCAGAUGGAGAGGGAGGCUGAGGACUACGACCUGCCGGAGGAGAUCCUGGAGAAGAUCCGGAGCGCUGUGGGCAGCGCCCAGCUCCUCAUGUCCCAGAAGGUGCAGCAGUUUUACCGCCUCUGCCAGCAGAACAUGGAUCCCAACGCGUUCCCCGUGCCCACCUUCCAAGACCUGGCCGGCUUCUGGGACCUCCUGCAGCUCUCCAUUGAGGACGUCAGCAUGAAGUUCGCGGAGCUCCAGCAGCUCAAGGCCAACGGGUGGAAGAUCGUGGAGCCCAAGGAGGAGAAGAAGGUGCCUCCCCCGAUACCAAAGAAGCCGCCGCGCUCCAAGGUGCACCCGGUGAAGGAGCGCUCCCUGGACUCGGUGGACCGGCAGCGGCAGGAGGCCCGCAAGCGGCUCCUGGCAGCCAAGCGAGCUGCCUCCUUCCGCCAGAGCUCGGCCACCGAGAGCGCGGACAGCAUCGAGAUCUACAUCCCCGAGGCGCAGACCCGGCUGUGACCGCAGCCUCCGCUUUUCUACCCGGACUGGACGGUGCGGCCGUAGCUCACUGUGAUGGGGGGCCGCGGGGGGACACCCUGGGGCAGCCCUUGGCCCCACUCACAGCUUCUCUCUUUUCUAUCUUUACACCUUUCGUGGACCCGAUGGCGGGUGAACACAAGCCCGGUUCUGCCCCGUCCCGUCGCCCCCCGCCCGCAUGCCCCUGCCAGCCUCUCCCGGGGUUCGGGGCUCUCCCUCCCUCUGCCCUCUGUGGGGCCGUGUCCCACCUCUCUGUCUCCCCCCCCCCCCCCCAGCCCUUCCGCACCACCCCCCCAGCCUGCAUCCCAACCAAAAGAGAGGCGACCCCCAGCCCCCGGCCCCACCGGGCUGGGGGAGGGGAGGGGGCUGCAGGCAGGCCCCCCCCACCUCUCUGUACUCAGUGCAAUCGCCCAGUGGGGACGGGCCCCCCCCCCGCCCAGUCAGAGCCCCCCCAGCCCCGCUCCCCGGCCCUGCCAGCACGUGGUUUUGGGACGCGGUGGGGACAAGGGGCUCCCCCGUGUUGCCCCCCACCUGCCUCCGGCUCGGGUGCCCUGGGGCACCCAGGGCUCCUUCCCCUCUAUACAUAUAUAAAUAUAACCUGAGGAAUAAACCAGAAAUUACACGUGACCAGCGCUGCGUUCUGGCUGGUGGCACGGCCCAGAGCAGCAGAAACCCCCCGGUCACGGCGAGCCGCCCCGCUUCCCUCGCACGGAGCAUCGCGACGCGCUUCUCCCCUUCCCGCUCAGCCCUCCUUCCCCGCCGGUCUGUCCCUCCAUCCGUCUGUCCUUCCCUCCUGCCAGCCUGGAGGCCGGGAGCACCUCUGCGGCGUGGCGCUAGGGCUGGGGGGGAUACGGGGUGUGUGUGUGUCCCCCUCCUCCCCGUGCCUCGCUGACGCUUCCCCGGUGUGCGAGCGAGGCGGUAGCGGGGGGAGACCUGCCUGCAGCCCCCUUGCACCCGCAGUGUAGGGGACCACGGCGGCUCUGCCCCGGGCCAGGCUCGGUGCCGGCGGGUGGGACGGGAGCGUGGACAUGGCCAGCAGCUGCCCCUUGAGUGGGGGGGCUGCUAGAGAUCACCCCAAGGGGGUCACCCCUUCUCCCCGAGCUCCCGGUGCCCCGCGGGGAUGGGACACCCCGGGAUGCUGCUGCUCCCAGCUCCUCCAUCGCUGCGCACAGAGCUGGGAGCAGGGGGUGUGUGUGUGGGGGGGGGGGGGGGGGCGUCCCCAAAAGUCCUCUCCAGGGCAGAGCAGCGUGACAGGGCAGGAGGCUGCAUCUUCCCCGUCCUUGUCCCCAUCCCCGGUCCCUCUCCAAGCAUCCUGUCCCCUGCAGUGUCCCCUUUUGGUGGCAGAAGAGGGGAGGACCCCACCCCUGUCCCCCACCCCGCCACACCAGCAGCCCCACGCAGCGUCACCAGCCACCCCCCCAGGCAGGGCCGGUGGGUGCCGGGUAGCUCCCAAAAUCCAGGGCCAAACCUCGUCCAGGGCCCUGGGGGCAGGGCGGCGGGAUCAGAGGCAGCUGGGAGGGGGGGCACCCAGCUCGUGCCCCCCAUGGAACAGGGGGGGGCCGGGGCCGAGCAGGGGGGACGCCUCGCUGGGGGUCCCUCACUCCAGGGGGGGGUCUGUCGGUGCUAAACACCUCCGGGACGGCAGUGCCCACUCAGCCACCCAAAGGCCUUUCCCACCCCGCUCCCCACCCCUCCCCUGCACCCCGGAUUUAGGGAUGUGCCUGGGAAGGGCCCCCCCUGGGCCCCCCCCCGGCCAGCGCCGUGCAGUGACCGUGACACGUGGCUCCCUUUUUAUUGUAAUGAACCACCGCAAUUAAUAAAGAUGACUUUGGUUACUCCGGGCCAGCGGCCACCUCCCCGUGGGGAUGUGGCCGGCGCCGGGCUCGCCUUUCCCCUG